Molecule: messenger RNA, 2760 nt
Organism: Plasmodium malariae
Lineage: Eukaryota; Apicomplexa; Aconoidasida; Haemosporida; Plasmodiidae
Gene: UTP6
Product: U3 small nucleolar RNA-associated protein 6, putative
Exons: 1
Coding region: 1-2760 (919 amino acids)
Biological process (GO): maturation of SSU-rRNA from tricistronic rRNA transcript (SSU-rRNA, 5.8S rRNA, LSU-rRNA)
Cellular component (GO): Pwp2p-containing subcomplex of 90S preribosome; small-subunit processome
Molecular function (GO): snoRNA binding
Source: RefSeq, a predicted model, not a curated record
AUGAUGAACAAGGUAUGUAAAUUUUUGGAUAAUAUGGUUUACGAGUUUAACGACUUGCAGAGGAAAGGCAUAUUUACAGAAAAUGAAAUAAGAGCAAUUGCAAAUAAAAGAAGACAUCACGAAUACUCAAUUGUUGGUACCUCUUCUUUAUUAAUUAACUUCAUUUUAUAUUUAGAAUUUGAGAUGAACCUAGAAAGUUUAAGGGAAAAGAGAAAGUCAGAAAAAAAAGAUCAACUAACAGAGGAAAUUCAAGAGUAUAAUAUACUGAUAAAAAGUCACCAUUGUGAGUACAUUAAUUUAAAAAAAGAAAUGAAAAAGGAAAAAUGUGCCAAGAAAUGGAAAAAUAUAAAAAAGUCAUUACAUAAAAUUGAAAAUGAUAUUAAACAUUAUAAAAAUUGCAUCUUAAAAAUUGAAAAGAAACUAGAAAAAUUAUUACAAUAUAGUUUAUCAGAUAACUCUUUAUCAAAAAGGAUAAUUAAAAUUUUUCAAUCAUGUUUAAAAAAACAUUAUAAUAAUAUUCUAGUAUGGUUACAUUAUUUUAACUUUUGCUUUAUAAAGCACAAAAAAGAUGAAUUAGAAAAUGCUAUAUUGCAUAGUCUAAAAUAUCAUAUGAAGAAUGAAUUAAUAUGGUUAUUUUACCUUUACUAUUUUUAUACUAUACGAAAAAAUAUACUUUAUACAAGGAAGUUGUAUGCAAGGGCUAUCUUAUUUGUACCUAGUAGCCUUUGUCUAAACAUACUAUAUUUUAAUAUAGAAUUUGAUAUACUUUUUAAAUUAUUAGAAAACUUUAGGCAGAAAGAAGAUAAUUCGAAUAACAAGUUUGGGAAAUUUAAUGAAUUUUGUAGAAAUGAGAGGAAAAGAGAAGCAGGAAAUGAUGAAACUGUUGGAAGGACGAAUAAGGACCUUCUAAAAAUAAACAUCGAUGAAAAUAACGACGCGAAUGAGCAUAUAGACAAGGAAAGCAAUGAGGACGAAUCUACUACUAUUAAAGACGAAGAAAAAUAUGGCCUAGACGUAGUAAUAUUUUUAGCAAAAAGAUACCUUAAAACUUUUCAGAAAGAUAAAAGCAAUUUAUAUAUUUUCAUAGUUAUACUUUUAAAUGUGUAUUUAAAAAUGGAAAAAAAUAAAUGGAUCAAUAAUUACAUUCUUCAGUAUCAAGAUUUUAAAAAUUUAGUUUUUGAUUCAAUAGAAAUGUAUAAACUUGAGCAACCAUGUUUUUAUUACUAUUUAUUCAUUAAUAAAUGUGUGCGUAAGGGAAAUUUAGACUUUUAUCAAGAUAACGAUUUUCUCUUUUUAAAAAAUAAUUACUACACCAAUUACAGUAAUAAUUUUUUUAAAAAUUGCUCUAAAAACAAUAUUCUUCACACAUAUUUCAACGCAACUGAAAUAAACAGUUUACUGCUUGAUCUGUUUAACUCCCUUAAUAAUGACCUUAUGAUAUAUUUAUUUUGCUUACUACUUACGAACAUAUUUUAUACGUUCAAUGAUUAUAACAACAUUUCCGACGUUUUUAAAAUAGACGUUUCUAAUAGUGUAAAAUUACCCCAUGAGGAGAACUCCGUGGCUAAAUUGACAGAUAUUACACUUGAUGAAAUAGAACAGGAUAAACAAAAAGAACAAAGCAAUGAAUGCAAAAGCAAUAAGAAUAUACUGUUUUAUAUGAACGAUCCCGUAUUAACAAGUCAUGAGAAAUUAAAAAUUUUUCAAUUUUUAAAGGAUGAAAUAUUUUUGUGUGGUAAUUAUAAAUUUGAUAGAAUUAAUACAGAAUAUAUAAAAGAAAGAGACGCAGGUACUUAUCAUUUUUUACAUAAGCUAAAUUUUUUUGCGUGUGUAUGUUUAUUUGAAAACAGGCAUUCUCAAGUAAGUAAAAAUAAUCUCAUUUACGAUGUUGACGAAAUUGGUAGAAACUGUGAUAUUCUCUCAUCAAUGCUUUACUUUUCCUUAUUUAACAAGAAAAACCUCGAAAUGAGUAAGAUGAAAAAGAAGCGACCUCACGUAGUUGAUCAAAUUCUUAUAACACAACAUUGUCAAAACAAAAAACGGAAAAUGACACCCACUCUCCUGAGGAAGGAACACAACGAACUAAACAAUAAGGUAAUGAACUCUCAUCUUAAAAUGAAGGCAGCCAAUUGUAAAAAUGUUUAUGAAAGUGAUAGCGAUAAUAUGAGUAUAAGUGAAAGUGAAAGUGGGGGUGAAAAUGAAAGCGGAGGUGAAAGUGAAAGCGGAGGUGAAAGUGAAAACGGAGGUGAAAGUGAAAGCGGAGGUGAAAGUGAAAGCGAAGAUAGAAGCGAAUGUAAAAACCAAUGUAGUGGCGCAAGUGGAAGCGAAAGUAAAAGCAAAGAUGAAAAUGAAAGUGAAAUCCAAAGUGCAGUUGAAAGUGGUAGCGAAGGAGAUAAUCAAAGGAGAAAACUGAAUGAGGAGGACAAAAGUACCGAAGGAAAAAUGGAACUGAGUGGAAAUAAAACGAAUUUUUUAAAAGAAAACAAAGUACCCGAAAAAGAAGUUUUUAUUAUCGAUGAAUUGCUUUUGUUACUUAGUAAAGAAAUUGAAACAUUUGUAAAAAUAGCCAUUUUAAAGUGUAUCUUAAACUUAAUUAUAUUUUUAAAUAAUGAGGACAUAAAACACUACUUAACUAGGGCAGUCGCAGAAGAGUAUGAAAAAAUAAGGAAAAAACCACUAAACAGCUUGACAAAAAAUGAAGUAAAUAAUUUAAUCCAUUUGUAUAAAAAAGUGUAUAAUGAUGAACUUAAAGCAAUAUAA